CACAGCUAAAGUUGAUUCUCAAAACCUCGAAGAAGAUAAAAACUAAAAAAAGGCGACUUCUCUUCUCUUUAACUUAUUCCUCUCAUCGAUCCAUUGUCUGCAAUUUCUCUAAUCCUUUGUCUAAUGGAUUCCGUCUUCUCUAACGUUGCUCGUGCUCCCGAAGAUCCUAUUCUCGGUGUAACUGUUGCUUACAACAAUGAUCCAAGUCCCGUUAAGAUCAAUUUGGGUGUCGGUGCCUACCGAACUGAGGAAGGAAAGCCCCUCGUUCUUGAUGUGGUGCGUAAGGCAGAGCAACUGCUCGUGAAUGAUCCGUCCCGGGUCAAGGAAUACAUUCCCAUUGUUGGUAUUGCUGAUUUUAACAAGUUAAGCGCCAAGCUCAUCUUAGGUGCUGAUAGUCCUGCGAUUACAGAGAGUAGAGUUGCUACAAUCCAGUGCUUGUCUGGUACUGGUUCGUUGAGAGUUGGGGCUGAGUUUCUCAAAAAACACUACCACCAAAGUGUCAUUUACAUUCCAAAACCAACUUGGGGGAACCAUCCAAAAGUUUUCAACCUGGCAGGCUUGUCUGUGGAGUAUUUCCGCUACUAUGAUCCUGCAACACGUGGUCUUGACUUCAAAGGCUUGCUUGAGGAUCUUGGCGCUGCACCAUCUGGAGCUAUUGUCUUACUUCAUGCAUGUGCACACAAUCCCACUGGAGUUGACCCAACCUCUGAACAGUGGGAACAGAUUCGGCAACUCAUGAGAUCUAAAAGCUUAUUACCCUUUUUUGAUAGUGCUUAUCAGGGUUUUGCUAGUGGUAGCCUUGACACAGAUGCACAGUCCGUCCGUACAUUUGUUGCUGAUGGUGGUGAAUGCUUGAUAGCUCAAAGUUAUGCCAAAAAUAUGGGACUUUAUGGGGAGCGUGUUGGUGCCCUUAGCAUUGUCUGCAAGUCGGCAGAUGUGGCUAGUAAGCAUCAAUUGUUGCCACCAUUCUGAAAAGCAGUGAUAUGUACAACAACUGGACCAUCGAGCUGAAAGAUAUGGCUGACCGCAUAAAGAGCAUGCGCCAACAGUUAUUUGAAGCUAUACAAGCUAGAGGCACACCUGGUGACUGGACUCACAUUAUCAAACAGAUCGGGAUGUUUACUUUUACCGGAUUGAACAAGGAGCAAGUUGAAUUCAUGACCAAAGAGUUUCACAUUUACAUGACCUCUGACGGGAGAAUAAGCAUGGCAGGUCUAA
This is a messenger RNA of Arabidopsis arenosa, 1218 nucleotides long. The record is from the annotation of a GenBank genome assembly. Lineage: Eukaryota; Viridiplantae; Streptophyta; Magnoliopsida; Brassicales; Brassicaceae.